Molecule: messenger RNA, 393 nt
Organism: Dendrobium catenatum
Lineage: Eukaryota; Viridiplantae; Streptophyta; Magnoliopsida; Asparagales; Orchidaceae
Product: glutathione S-transferase U18-like
Exons: 2
Coding region: 1-393 (130 amino acids)
Biological process (GO): glutathione metabolic process
Molecular function (GO): glutathione transferase activity
Source: RefSeq, a predicted model, not a curated record
AUGUCAGGAUCACUGCCUGACGCUGGACAUCUAUCGGGCCACAACCAGACGCCGGAGUUUCACCGGACCAUCACACGAAGCCGGAGUUCCGCCAAACCAGCGCCAGACCACCGACUGAGUAAGGGGAAGAGCUUCUUCGGCGGCGACACCAUUAACUUGGUCGACAUAUCCCUUGGUUCCUAUAUUAAUUGGCUAAAAGCUGUCAAAAUUAUAACGGGAAAAAACUUUCUAGAUAAGACGAAGACUCCGCGGUUGGUUGAGUGGGCGGAAUGCUUCUGCUCUGUCGAGGCCGCGAUGAAGGUGCUUCCGGAAGCUGAAAAACUGGUGGAGUUCAGGACAUUUUUGAAGGCGAAGGCCGCCGGUCGUGCUGCUGCCGAUCCUUCAUCCAAAUGA